Molecule: messenger RNA, 2699 nt
Organism: Caenorhabditis angaria
Lineage: Eukaryota; Metazoa; Nematoda; Chromadorea; Rhabditida; Rhabditidae
Source: the annotation of a GenBank genome assembly
AUGAGCGGCAAAAUUUUGAAAUCACAUUUUUUUGCCGGUCAAAAAAGAGGAUUGUUACAAGGAAGAGAUACUGUGAGUUAGGGUCUUGGCGCGAAAAUUAGACGAAAUUCAAAAAGUUUUAGAACCCAUUCGGUAUUGUUUUGGAUAUAGAUGGUGUACUUGUUCGUGGUCGAAAUCUACUGCCACGUGUUAGAGAAGCUUUCAAACUAAUUUUGGAUGAAAAGGGGAAUUUCAAAAUUCCCACGGUGUUUUUGACGAAUGGAACUAAUAGCACACAAAAAGAGAAGGCUGAAAAACUCGGCGAACAACUCGGUUUUCGAAUUCCACCCGAAAAUAUGUUGAUGGCACAAAGUCCACUUCGAAUGUUUCAAAGUUUACACGAUAAACAGGUUUUGGCAGUGGGCCAGAAGAAUGCGAAGAAAAUUGCGAAUAGUGUGGGAUUUCGAAAAGUGACGAAAAUCGAGCAAUUGACUAAAUGGUUUUCGCAUUUGGAUUGCACCGAUUUUUCGAGAAAAAUUGAUGAUUCGAAAGAAAAUGCGAGAGCUAGAGCUAAUUUUAAGCCCAUUGAGGGUGAGUUUGAAAAGGAUUUUCAGCCUCUAACUCUUCUGAAACUGCGUUUCAGAAAAUGUUUCAUAGCUCAUCUGAUUCAUCUCGACGAGACGAGUCAGAUGAUAUAUUCAAAAUUUCCUGAAAAUGCCUCUAACAUGCUGAAAACGCGCUGAAAGCAAUGCAAAAAACUGAAAUCGGUGCGAGACCUCAACCCUUUGAAAGAAUGUGUGCGCCUUUAAUUUAUUCAAUUUUUUGAUUUUCAGCCUUUAACUCUUCUGAAACUAUGUUUCAGAAAAAUAUUCAUAGCUCAUCUGAUUCAUCUCAACGAGACGAAUCAGAUGCUAUAUUCAGUUUUCCCUGAAAAUGUCUAUAACGUGCUGAAAAAGCUGAAAAUUAUUUCCACGAGAAAAUAAUUCCAGUGUGCAAACACCGCGACGCACAAACGCACAAUUUUUAGUGUACCGUAGUAAAAAUUGUUUUUUUUUCUAUUUUCAGCGAUUCUUCUUCUUGGCGAGCCUCUAAAAUGGGAAUCCUCGCUCCAAUUAAUCUUCGAUUGCCUCUACACUCACGGAAAAAUGGAUUCACUUUGCACAAUUUCGAAAACCCAAGUCCCCAUAAUCGCCUGUAAUGUUGAUUUGGUUUGGAUGGCCGAUGUCGAAUCUCGAAUUCCACGCAUUGGACACGGUGUCUUUAUUCAUAGUUUGGAGACGAUUUAUGAGAAAAUGACGGGGAAACAUUUGCAAUAUACAGCGGUUUUGGGAAAACCGACAGAGAUUAGCUAUCUUCAGGCAGCGCAUAAAAUUCAGAGAAUUGCGAAAGGAAUGGGAAUGAAAGAUGUUAAAAAUAUGUAUGUUAUUGGGUAAGUUUUUAAUGGGCGGGGGGAUUUUGGGGGAGGAAAAUUGACUUGGAAAAUUUAAGGCUCUUUAAAACACAAAAAAGAAGAAAAUGCGCUCUAAUGCACAACACCGUGACGAAAAUUUGCAGACUUCCCAGAAAAACACCAACUCAGCAAAUCGUAGCGUACAUGAACGGUUUUAUCGGCGAAAAAUAGCUACACCGCAGCUACACACCAGCUACACACUCAGCACUUGACUCUGUAGACUGACUGUACAAAUUGAAGAAGUGUGAAUACAGCGAAUGAACGCUGUACCUACACUUUUUUCCCGAAAAUCGUAGGUUCAUUUUAUCUUCAGCGUAGCUACGAAAAAAAUCAAAUUCGUAGCUACGCAGAUGAUAAAUCGUUAUUACGCACACCUGAAAUUUUGACGAGAGCUGCCAAGCGUCACACAAUCAGAGAUGAAAACGUAGGUACAGCGUAUCUCCGCUGUAGCUACACAAUUCGCGGACAGAAAUGAAGUGACGUGACCGCUCUAUAUUAUUUUUGAAUCCGUAGCUACGCCGUUGCUGUUCUGUAGCUACUUUGUAGAUAAACGGAUGUUACUUAUGUGCAAUUCUCUCUUCCCCGUUUUCGUACAAAGUAUCAACGAAAUUUGUACAGUCAGUCUACAGAGUCAAGUGCUGAGCAAAUCAGAGAAGCAACGCGGUUGGCGUCGCGGCUACUUUUCUCAUUUUUGUUUUUGUUUUUCCAGGCCUAAAUUCUUGUGAAAAUCGGGCCAGCAAUGAACAUAAACAUAAUUUUCAACAUUUUUCUUCGUGUUUCAUGAAAAUUAUGUUGAAAUUUCUUUUGAACAUCUAUGAAUUCCCCUAUUUCUCUAGUCUGGAAAUUUUUCUUUCAUUCAGAAUUGUUUUAACUAUCUUUAAUUUCAGGUUUCCGGGAGCGUGAUCGUUGCAAAAUGGCUGCUAAAUGGUGAGGGAAUUUUCUUUUAAAAAAACGACAUAUUUCCUACAAAAACAGUUUUCAGAAAACUUCAACAAGUUCAACAACGACAACGACUACGCUCCACAAAAUCCAGGUCAACAUCAAUCAGUAUUCAUCCACGUUAAUCAAAAGGUGAGUCAAUAACCGAAAAAGAAACGGGUUAACACAAAUAUGUCUUGGGAAAUUUGAUCAAGUUUAACUAUUUUUGAAGAUAAAUAUAAAGUUCUUUCUACUCUGAAAAACAUGAAAAUUCAUCUCAAUUUUACAGAAUAUGCUCUCCGAUGCUCAGUCUCGCCAGCACUCAAUGGAAAUCUCGACACAAACAACAUGA